This is a messenger RNA of Plasmodium knowlesi strain H, 2949 nucleotides long. RefSeq names its product ABC transporter B family member 6, putative. Gene Ontology annotation, cellular component: membrane. Gene Ontology annotation, biological process: transmembrane transport. Gene Ontology annotation, molecular function: ABC-type transporter activity; ATP binding; ATP hydrolysis activity. The transcript has a single exon. The record is from RefSeq and is a predicted model, not a curated record. Lineage: Eukaryota; Apicomplexa; Aconoidasida; Haemosporida; Plasmodiidae. Bases 1 to 2949 code for a protein of 982 amino acids.
AUGCAAAGUUACAGAUGCCUCAGGAAAAAUGCACGCCCAACACAACAAUUUUUUUGUCAACAUGUUUCAACUUUAAACAAAAAAAAACACCUCAUCAGUUGCGAAGACGAGAGAAGAACCCGAAAAAUAGCAGAACACCUCUACGCUACGUUCGUAACUAGUCACCAAACAAAUCACAACUGCAAAAAGAACGCACAGAAUGAACCAACCCGGAGCUCUCUAAAAAGAAUCAUCUCCUCAUACUUGUUACGUAAAAUAAAAAAAAUAAAAAAAGCAAACAACUCCACGGGUAAUGAAGUAGCUAAGGAGAGCACACACCCCUUCCGUGGGCUACCUGAAAGUAGAAGCUAUACUGAUGUUGCGCUGCAUUCUCUCCACCGUAGAUUUUAUCCCUCCCAGAAGUAUCUCCUAAAAAAUGGGCCAACUCUAAAUCACGCGCACCACCAUUUUAGUUACACACAUAGCACCCGAAAGCGGACAACUCCCCAGAACAGCAACUCCUCCCAUACAUCUAACCGUAACAUAGGAAAUGGUAAAAAUGAAGAGCGACAUCAUGAUGCUUUUCUCCCCCAGACAUAUGCCAACUGCAAUGGUGUGGUGUAUCCAACGUAUUACCCGCUCCAAAGAAGGAUAGCAAACAAGUGUCUACACCGUUAUGCUUCCGUGAAAUGGUUUGGAACGAACGUGGGGGAGGAAAGUGAAAAGAAACGAGUCACUUCGAAGGAGGGCAGCCAGUCUGAAUGGGGUGCCUAUAGGAAUGAUCAUACCGCGAGUGAAAGUCCAACGGAGGGAAGAACGGACGAACCCCCUGAAGAAUACGAAAAGCUAAAAAUAAAAGAACUGGAAAAUAUAUUGAACAACCUGGAAAAAAUAAAUGCAAAUAAAAAUAGCAAAAUAAAUAUUAACAUAAAAAUCUUAGUCUACGUUUUUAAAAAUUUUAUAUACAAAAAUAAAGAGUUGAAAACGAAGAUAUUUUUUUCUUUCAUUUUUUUGGUAUGUUCCAAAAUAUCCAUUAUAUAUACUCCAAUUCUUUUGUCAUCCUUUAUUGAAAAUGUUAAUUUGGAAAAGAGUUUGAAUCCCCAGUUGGAUGGAAAUUUAUUAUCAAACAAUUCAAGUGUAAUGAUACUUCUGGCAUAUGUCUUUUCACGUAUUCUAUCAUCAAGUUUAAACGAAUUGAGAAACAGCGUCUUCAACACAAUAAGUCAGAGAAUUUCCACCUAUGUAAGUAAAUUAUUUUUUUAUAAAAUUCACAACUUAAAACUGAGUUAUAUACUCUCCAAAAAAAAUGGAGAGUUAUCCUUCAUUUUUAACAGGGGCUGUAAAAGCAUCACUAACCUUCUUAACGUUUUGGUGUUCCAAGUCAUUCCAAUAAUUAUCGAAUUCCUUUUAUACCUCUACAUAUUAACGUACAAAAUACACUACAGUGUUUCACUAGUUACCUGUUUUAAUAUGUUUUUGUACAUCGUCUUUACAACCCUUGUUACCAAAAGAAGAACCAUCAUCAGAAAAUUUAUGAACAAGUCAGAACAAAAUACCUUUAAUAUUUUCCUAGACUCAAUCCAAAAUGUGGAACAAGUAAAAUACUACACAAACGAAAUGCACGAAUUGAAAAAAUUUAUAAAAGAGCAAAAGAAAUAUGAAAGGGAAGCUAUCAAUGUUCAGAAAUCUUUAUCCCUCCUAAAUUUUGGCCAGCAAAUUAUUUUAAAUUUUAAUCUUUUCCUGUGCCUUUAUCUAACCUAUAUAAACAUUGCUAAUGAUGUAUUCCCUUUUAGUUACCUCAUCCUGGUAAACACACUGCUUUUUCAGCUAGCUAUGCCCCUGAACAUGUUUGGCACCAUCUACCGAGAAACGAAACUGAGCCUUGUCGAUAUAGAAUGUAUGAUCAGAAUUCUCGUGAAGAAAAUUCAGUCACCAGAUUAUUCCAACAAAUUAAAAAUAAAAACGGGAAAUGUCAAAUUUGAAAAUGUCUCCUUUAAAUACCCCGUCAUGGAGGAAAGUAAAGACUCAGAUUUUCGAACAAGUGGGGGAGAUAACCAAGAUGAAGUACCUCCAAAAAGCAUAUCCAAAUUAUCACGAUUAUUCAAAACAAUGAGAGAUAGAUUUUUCUUCCCAAAAAAUUGGCUCAAUGCAAAGGAGCAGCCAAUUGCCCCCAUGAAAGACGAAAUAAAGGACAACCUAAAGAAUGCACUUAGGGAGAGCGUUCAAACGAUGUCAUUAACCUCCACAAGGGAUGAAUCUAAAAGCGAGAUAAAUCAAAAAGAAAAUAAUUAUAUCUUCCAAAAUUUCACAUGUAACAUUGAAAACGGAGAAAAGGUAGCCAUCAUAGGAAAAAGUGGACUUGGAAAAAGCACCCUUAUAAAAUUGCUACUCAAAUUUUACGAUAUAAAUAGCGGAAAUAUAUACAUUGAUAACAAAAAUAUCGAAAACAUUAAUCUGUACACGUUACGAAAGAACAUAAGUGUAGUUCCACAAGACACCAUCCUAUUCAACAACACCAUUUCGUACAACAUAAAGUAUGGGAAUUUCCAAUGUACAGAUAAACAAAUGAUUGAUGCUUGCAUCCAGUCGGAAUUACAUGAAAAAAUUCUGCAAAUGGAUAAGCAGUAUGAUACUCUUGUUGGGGAAAGAGGUACCAAAUUAUCCAUUGGAGAAAAACAAAGAAUUUGCAUAGCCAGAUGUUUUUUAAAAAAUUCAAAAAUUAUCGUCCUUGAUGAGCAUGCAAGCAAUUUGGACAAUGAAAAUAAAAAAUCCAUAGAAAAAGCGCUACAUAAAUUAUGCCUUGGAAAAACCACCUUUAUUAUUACACACAUGAUGGAAAAUCUACAAUUCAUGGACAAAAUUAUUUUCUUCAGUGGAAAUAAUAUCUUCGUUGGCAACCACAAGGAGUUGAUGACUGCAAAUCCUUCCUACCGGGAGUUCUUCAACUCAAAGAAUAAUCAGUCACUUUGA